AUGGCUCCAAAGCCUUUAUGCCUGGACUACCCCGCUGGAUUUGGAGUGCUCCGAGAGCUUUUGCAGAACGCUGAUGAUGCCGGGGCAAGAGAAGUGCGAUUCCAUCUCGAUGACCGAUCAUACACUACUACUGGUCUCAUGCAUGAAGCGCUGGCCCAAUAUCAGGGACCGGCACUCUUAGCCUACAACAGUGGUAUAUUUCAAGAUGACGACUUCAAGAGUCUUUCAAGUCUAGGCGAUUCUUUGAAAUUUCUUGACGGUUCUAAAACUGGCAAGUUCGGUCGUGGCUUCAACACGGUUUACAAUUGGACGGACUCACCUUCAAUUGUGUCUCGGGACCAGUUCAGUAUUCUAGAUCCACAUAUGGAAUGGUCGAGAGACCUGGGUGAGCAUGCGGGCGGACCUCGAUACAAUUUUGUGGCAGAUUGUGAAGACACGGAAAUGCAAAAUCAUAUGUCUGUCUUCAAGCCAAUUAUCACCAACCCCUGCGAAAGGUUUGAUGGCACGGUAAUUCGCAUCCCCCUACGUACCGAAGAACAGAGCCGCAGAAGUGAAAUCUCUGGCAAACACCCCACUGUACUCGAGGUACAGGAAGUCCUACAGAAUUUUGCUUCCGAAUUUGGCAAGGGAGGCUUGCUGUACUUGAAAAACGUCGAAUCCAUCACGAUCAGCAGCUCCAGUAUCUACACCAAAAUGACAGUACUUGAUAUUGAAAACGCGCGGUCGCACAAACGUAAGGUACUCGACGGCAUCAAUUCGGCACUGGAAAACUCGCAUUCAUCAUUCCACCAUUCUUUUAAGCUUGGCUUACAGCUACAGACUGAUGGGCUUACAACCGAAACUGCAUUUUUUGUUCACCAUAGCCUUCCAGGUGAUCUGAUGUCAGAUGAAAUGAGACGAUGGGCUGAACAAGAGAAACAAUUUCCCUGGGUUGCGGUUGCUGCACAGAUUUAUCCUCGCGAUAACGAGCCUAUCGGCUCACUAUCCACCGUUGUGCCUCUUCCGAUCCAACCGGGGCAACCUGUUCACAUACACGGAGCCUUUCACUUGUCGCCAGACCGGCAACGACUCACAUGCUCAGAUCGCGAAGGCUUGAAGUCAAAAGAUGAUGCCACCAAAUGGAACGACUGGCUCUUUCACAGUUGCAUUCCGUCAGCAUGGGUGCAGCUUAGUGAUUUUAUGGCGCAACACGAAGAAGUCUCCCAAGUCUUUCAGUGGUGGCCACAAGAAUCGCUGGUUCCUUAUGAUUAUUUCAAUGGCGUCCUCGAUGACUUUCUUCGCAUUAUCAAUGAGAAAGCCUUGCCCAUUUGGCCUACCGAAGCAGGCUACAUGACGGCUACCCAAAGCUUUUUAAGCACGGCCCCUGUGGCUCCGUUACUGAGAGCUGCGCUAGGUCAAGCCAAAGUGCCAGUAGUUUAUUCACUAUCUAGGUUGUUAUCACGCACCAAGCAAUACUUCGUCGGUCGCUAUCUCAGUGCAGAAAGCUUGUCUCUAUUCUUCAAGCAAAAUCCUAUGGCUGUGGCCAAGCUGGAUAGUAAUGCAAAAGUCAAAAUCCUCGAAUAUUUAUUGCAAGAAGAGACGCAUCUGGAGAAAUUCUAUUUCUUGAACCUAUUUCCCUUCAAAAGUGGUGAAUUCGGACCAUUGGAGCUGGAAAGGACUUUCAUUGAUCGAGAUGAAGCUGAAGCCAAGCUGUUCUGCCAUCAGACCGAUUCUGUCAUCGAUCUUGGUCAACUUCCCAAGCGGACCGUGAAACUUCUCCGAGACCAGUGCGGCACUAUGCAACUAAGACCAUACAUCAGUUAUCGCCCCUUCGAAUACCUGAGCGUCUAUUCCCUACAAUUCGUAUUCGCUGGACUGCCUACUGAACAGGAUAUGGUCAUGCUAAAUGAGGAAGCUUCAACCUUCGUCCACCACGCCUGGGCUUGGAUUAUGAAUCAUGGUGUAGAAUUUGUUCAAGUCGCGUCAGAACUAUGGUUGAUCCCUCUCACUAAUGGGCAAUACCGAAAAGUGGUGCCUCGAAGUUCAGCACAUAGGGCAUUCAACGCUGACUCUAGCGUCACUGGAAAGUUCAUGAAAGAUUUCCAUGACAAGGAGUCGAGUGUGAACCCUCUGAUAGACUCUCGAAUGCUCGGAUCUGUCACUGAAGCUCUGCCAACUCUCAUGCAAGCAUCUUUCAACAAUCCUUCCCUACGGAUCGCGGAUGCUGGAAACAUCAUUGUCUUCGUAGAAUGGCUGAAGGACAACACCAUUAGAGUCUCUAAAGCUCCACCUGCAAUUAGGGAACGCAUCCUAGAGAUAAUCGCAAGCAGUUUAAGGCUGAGUGUGAGCAAUGUUGAUCGACAACUUAUCAACGGGUCUAUCAAAUAUUUGACUGUAUUCCGGAAAGUAUUUUGGUCAAAGAAGGGCAAAAAGUGGACGCUUGAUAUGGAAUGGACAAAUCUUGACGCAGUCACAACCUCGAUCGGACUCUCCGAGGAGAAAGUCUGUCCCAUUCCAGAGGUCACGGAUGUACAAUUCAUACAUGUGCCUCCUUUUGGCAAUCUAUCUCGAGUCAACCGUACGCUUAGUCUUCUGGGGUGUCUGAAUCGACGCGAAGUCGUGGAGAAAUUCGUGAUACCAAACUGGAAUACUCCGCAAACUCAAGACAUGCCGGAGUCUUGCAAAUUACAACUAGUCAAAUUAAUCUUCUCCCAAUUUUCUUGCCUAUCAACUCCGGUCCAAUCAAAACUCCGGUCGCUCGCCAUCGUUCCAGCACAAAGUGCUACGGGAUCGAGUAUAUCGAAACUUUCUCUUGCAACAGACCUCAUAGACCCAUCCGCUUCAGACCUACUAGGAAUGUUCUUUGAUGACGAACAAGUUCGACCAGAUCAAAAGUUCUUUGCACAGUAUACUACUGUUAUACGAGGUAUUGGCCUAAAACGUGUCCUUGAUUACGAAAUGUUUCUUGCUCGAGUUCAGAAGUUCGCUUCAUGCAAUCAACCCAUUUCGGAAAUUAACAAGCGCGUUUGCCGGUUGCUAGGUUCUUAUGGUCCGUCACCGACGGCAUCCCGCAUAUCUCAAGCAGUAAACAUCAAGACUCUGGAAUGGAUUCCUGUACAGAGUUUACAGGCUAAGGAGUUAGUCUUAUGCGCCCCUAGCAAAUGCCGUGGUGGUGAUGACCGCCCACUUGUGGACUCUCAAAUGCCGAUAUUUGAGGGACAUGUCGGGAACGAGUGGAUGACCGAGCUUGGUUGGCGCGAAACAAUUUCGCAAGAUGUUCUACUUGGUCAACUCCGUCAUGGCAUUGAAAACAAAAACAGAACGAUUGUUGAUGCGGUCUUGACAUAUAUUUAUGGGCUUGGCAACUUUGAGCUUUGGCAGACCGAGAUCAAUGAUCUACCGUUUGUUUUUACAGGCAACUCUCAUCUAAUAACUCCAUCAAAGGCCUUCGCCCCGUCGAGGACUCGCGCUGCCAAUUGUGAUGGUCUGUAUCCCUAUGCAGCAAACGUGGACAAGAAAUUCUGGGAGGACCACAAACCGUUGUUACAACAUUUUGGUGUUCGCGAAGGCCCGCUUGCUGAGAGUUUGGUCACAAUCAGCACUCAGCUCGCAACUAAAGAUGUCUUAGACGACGAAGAGGUGUGCGUGGCGGUUAAACUGGCAAAGUUGGCAAGUUGGGUUCCUAGAUCGGACUUGACUGGCUUUAGGAUUGUUAGCGAUACCAAAAAGAUGAUACCUGUAGAGGAUAUUAGUUAUCCCAAUUCAGGCACUAGACGCUUUGUUUCAGAUAAGCCUCUUACUCACCCCGACAUCCCUCAAUCUAUUUCUGAGAAGCUUAAGAUCGCCAAGCUUACCGAUCGUAUACGAGACGAAGAGCUAGAAAUAUCCGACGAGUAUGAACAGCAGGAAGACAUGACGACGUCUAUCGUAAGAACUUUAGAGAGUUAUGUCAUCGGAAGUACCUUUAACGAGUACUUGGCCAAUGCAGAUGACACCACCACCGCAACCGUGAUUAAUUGGUUACUGGAUACGCGGACGCACCCACAAGAGGGUUUGUACCACGAUGAUUUGAAGGCAGCCCAAGGGCCCGCUUUGCUUGUUCAUAACGAUGAUGUUUUCAGCGAGCAAGACUUCAAAGGAUUCCAGAAUGUGGGCUCUGGAAGUAAGACAGAAAAUGUAGAAGUGAUCGGACAAUUUGGCCGAGGUUCUCAGACAAUGUAUCACUGGACUGAUACCCCGAUUAUCCUCAGCGGGGAAUACCUUGUGAUCCUUGAUGCACAACGACGCGUCCUAGGCUUGGGAGAUCAUGGCAAUCCAAAAUCUGGUAUUAAAGUCAAAAUCAAGUUGCUUAGGGAAAGACACCCAAACCAACUGAUUGCUUUCGAGGCACUUUGGGGUUAUAGUUUGGAUCUUGAUGAAUACCCAGGAACGAUAUUCAGAUUUCCGUUGCGCCCAUCUGGAGUCGAGUCAAAAUUCAGGUUGAAAAACCCAGACCUCAGUUUAUUAGGAGUGAAAACUCUCUUGGAAUCUUAUUUUGAAGUCGCGAAGGUGUCGCUUUUGUUCGUUCGAAAGAUUAAGUACAUUGAUUUCACUAUACACGGAAACGAGAAAUGUGAAUGGUCGGUAACCAGAAAGGACUCAGUCACUUUGGCCAACUCGUGGUCACAGAAUGUCGAAAUUUCACAUGAGCAAUCAUGUGGAGCAGAGGGCCGUCAAUCUGGCAAAGAUACGUAUAAAGUGGCCAUCGAAGACAUCGAGGCCGAAACCAAGGAUUUGCCUUAUACUUCGACACGGGUCAUGAAACGAGUUGAAUGUGGCUUUGCAGCGAAGAUUUGCGCCACGAUCAAUGGAAAAAUCAUCGAGGCCAAAGCUGACCGACCCCAUGUAUUCAAAACACUACCUCUGACAAUCCGGUCCGACUUCAAUGUUGCUGUACAUGCGACAUUUGAUAUUUCGGGAGAUAGGCGCACCUUUGUGGUGAGCGACCCAAUGAAUGACACGGAUGGCUCUGCUUGGAACCGAUAUCUGCUCAGCGAAAAGUUACCAGAGAUAUUGUUACAGUUUCUCAGCGUGCUUGCCGACGAGAUUGGACAAAAGGUGUUCGACUUUUGGCCACAGAGGGAAGUGCCUACUAGUAGCCACCUCUCCCUUCUGAGCCUCGGAUUUUGGGAAAAGUUGACGGGUUGUAAUUUAUCCCUCUUUCCAUCCGCCCAACCUUCUUUGAAACCUUCGAAACGACAAAAGUUGAAGAUAUAUACCAUUGAUACGGCUGUAUUUGAUGAUUUGACAGAAAAAGUGUCAGAAGCUUUGGCUCCUCUGCUUCUUACUUUACAAGUCAAACUCGUAAGACGUUUGCCGGAGUACGUGUCAAAGCAAUUAAGGAAGAUUGACGGAGCUCAAUUCGUCGAUGGUUCUUUCAUACGUCGACUGUCUAAGACUACAGAGUUUCGAACCGCCCUGGAAGGUAUGCUCAGUUACAACCCAUCGGUUCUAGAUGCUGUACUCAGAAUUGCCCUACCAAAAGACGAAGAUCAGCAGCUUGAGUUAGAUGGAUGCCAUAUUAUUCCCCUAUUAGAUGGAACUCUUGGCACAUUGAGAGUCGGAGACCAGAUUUCGGAGGCAAAGGACUACUUUUUAGCACCAGCCAAGACUCAAAAGCUUUUCAAGUUCGCGUCUAGCCUUAUGGUAUCGGAGUCGUAUGACAAAGCUUUCCGUUAUGUUCUGAAAGCACGAACUUCUAAUCUCAAGGCCCUCGAGCUCUGCUAUGUGGAUGAAUUAAUGGAGUUGAGGCCUGAGCCAAAAGCUGUGAGCAAGCAGGAAGAUAAUUGGCUCCGAGACUUUUGGAAGUUCUGGGACUCAAACCUCGAUACAUCGGAGGAUGUUGAGCUCGAUCACUUUGGUAACGUGCUGAAAUCUAGGACCGGAGACGUUGAAAGCUAUCGUCGUCUCUCCGAGAUGGACACUUUGCCUGCGAUCAUUGAGCCAACUGAAGAAGAACACCUAGCGCUUAUUCGCAAGAUUCCGGGUCUAGUCUGUUUUGACAGAACUAUUAUGCCGAAGUCGCUAAAAGACAGCAGUUCAUUGCACGAGUCUAAGGACUCAAUAUCACGACUUUUUAAAGCGUUUCACGAGCUGGCUACUUCGUCAAGCCUAUCCGUUGGCGACUUUCUUCAACCAAACCUCUUAGAAUCCGACUUCGAGGUCUUACGAGAUUUGAUUGAACGUUUUUGUAAGAUGAACAAAUCUACCACUUCGACUAGUACAGUUUCAGAUCCAAUUCUUCAAGAUCUAAGAACAAUUCCUCUUUGGAAAAGCGCAGAUCCAAACGUAAACAGUCUCUUAAGCUCAGUGACUGCGAAGAUUGCUGAGCAAAAGGAAUUUCUUGUGUCCUGGAUCAAAAACGGCGAGAAAUUUGUAUCACAUGACGAGGCGACCACAUGGAAUGACUGUAUGGAGUUCCUGAAAGUUAAGAGAAUUACUACAGCUCAACUGAUCGACGAUUACAUCUUCCCUCUUCCGUCUGCCAUAUCGAAAGCAGAUCUGCGUACCUACGGAGCUUUAAUCUCGGCGCUCGCAGAUUUCAUUAACACAGUUCAUAGUGGGUCUAACGUAGACUCUGCGAUUCGGAAUAACAAUCUCGCGGUGGAUGGAAAUUUGGAUAUCACCCACGUUAGCAACCUAUUCGAAGCUGAAGAUGAAGUUUUCCGGGCUGCAUUUAGGACCGAGGAGCCAACAAAACUUCUCCAUGAAACUGUUCGCAAACAUACUUUCUUCUGGCGACGAGCUGGUAUUCGACAUCGAGUCUCGGGUCGUUUUGCUGCGAAUGAUUAUCUUGAGUGCUUGAAUUCGAUCGCCCGUCGACUCUCAGGACCUUGGGACUCGCAUCUCGAGAACGACGCCGAUGUCGUAUUACGCCCCCUAUGCAAUCCUUCAUCAAGUACGGAUGGUUUCGAUCUACAAGCUUGGUCUCGUCUGACGCAGAAAAAAGUGUUCAUUUCAGAUACACGAUUUGGAUCCGAGCCAGAAUUCAGACGGUUGCACAUGAGGACAAUUGCAUCAAGUCAGCCGGUAUUGUGCCUCUCCGAAGUCGUAUCUCACUAUCACCAUGCUGCGGUGUGUUGGAGUCAAACACCCUUCCCCAUUAACACUCCAUCAAAGGAAGUUUUUCACCGAGUCAAGUAUGCAGGAAAGCCUCCAGUGGAGAUGGUGUGGAGACAUUUGGAAUAUUUACAUUCUAUCUGUUCGUCACUCGACAUGACUUCUGCUCGAGAUUUCUUCAAAGAUCUCCAGGCAACAUACAUCUUCCUCCAGAACCACCAAGACACGGCAAAGACAACUUUUAAUUCUCAUCUUCACGGCUUGCCUCUUUUCCUGAACACUAAUUCCUUGAACGGUCAGGGUAUUACUCCUUUUGAAAUCCAGUCUUCCUGGAUUGAUAUAGAUCAUUUGGUUCUCGCUAGCUCCGUAGAUGCAGGUCGCCUUCAAGCUGUCCGACCAGGAUUGAGACAGUACGAGAACCUACUCAAGAAACUAGGAUGUAGAGCUAUUAAUUAUCCCAUCGGAAUCCAAAUUAGUCCACCGCAGCCAGGAUUACUCAAUGGUCACACAGGAAUGAAAGGAUUCCAGGAAAUGAGAAAGAAGCAACAGGGCUGCGACGUCACGUUCCGCACAGAGGGUCGUGAAAUCAAAGCACAUCGCGCAGUGUUAGCUAAUAUCUCCGAAAAAUGGCGCCAACAAUUCUUCGCCUACCAGGAACUCAUCGACGAGGAGGAAUUGCAGAUUCUUGAGGAAGGGGAUGAAGUGGACAACUACCAAAAGCUCCUCAGCCUACUGGAAAUCCACAAAGCCGCGAACUAUCAAAUCAUUAUGCCGUUGGCAGAGUAUAUUGAGUAUAUGAUCUUGCUGGCCAUAAAGAUCGUCAUCAACAUUGAUAAUGUGGAUACAAUCCGGGAAAAGGCUGGUUUGGCACAGGCGGAGAAAGUUGAGCAGUUCUGCGUCUCAUUCUAUGAGGCUAAUAAGGACACUUUGAGAUUCAAGGGGGAAUAA
This is a messenger RNA of Glarea lozoyensis ATCC 20868, 8025 nucleotides long. Its product is annotated as ATPase of HSP90 chaperone/DNA topoisomerase II/histidine kinase. NCBI's taxonomy places the organism in Eukaryota, Fungi, Ascomycota, Leotiomycetes, Helotiales, Helotiaceae. The record is from RefSeq and is a predicted model, not a curated record. The transcript is spliced from 10 exons. Gene Ontology annotation, molecular function: protein binding. The coding region runs from base 1 to 8025 and encodes 2674 amino acids.